AUGCUGGAUGGUUCUCAUUCUCGAGAAGCUUCAUUUUCCUUCCUUCAUCUUCUCAUAUAUCGCCUUUUAUUCUCGUCUUUGCACUCUCUUGAUGAUUUCAUUUUAAUUCUAUCCCAAGAACUCGAUUGCGUUUGGUCGGCCUGGUCGCCCUGGGCUGCAUGCAGCCACACCUGCGGUCCUUCCGGUACUCGAAGUCGAUUCCGCUCUGUAGAGGAGCCGGCUCGACCUGGUGGUCUUGCUUGUCCAGCUGAUGGUUUUCUCGAAACCCAAUCUUGCCCACCUCCUGACAACCUUCCUUGUCCAUGCCGCUUGUCAGCCUGGACUGAGUGGAGCGAGUGUAGUCAAGACUGCGGUGGUGGUGGCUGGCGUUCACGAACCAGGAAAUCAUUGGCCUGCGAAUUAACGGAAACAGAUAAUGCAGAAGUUCGGCAGGUGGAAGAAUGCAACAUGGAUCCGUGCUUAAAGACUAUCACCACAGCCAGCAUUCGCUCUACUGUCACAACCACCAGCAGUGAACUGAACGUCGGCUUGAUUACCACCAGCCCAGUUGCCAAUAUAACGAGUUCAAGUACUAGCUCCGGCACAAAGGUUUCCACGAAAACGCCCGAGAUGACAAUUACUCCGACCCCGAUGACAACCCUGCCGGCUGAGCACGUCUGCCAACUCGGCUACCUUCACUAUACUUGCUACAAUCUGACCUGUCCCCAUUGGUGCCACGACCUUGUGCACCGCGAACUCGCUGAUUCACCUGAGCUAAAGCUGGAUACAGGGCUUGGGGCGACCGUGGCAACAGUGGCAAGCAACUGCGAAGAGUCAUCGGUCUGUAUGUCCGGUUGCUUUUGUCCUCUUGGCAUGUUGGUCGACGCAGACGGCAGCUGUGUGAAGCCAGACAACUGUUCGUGUGAAAUCACCUCUGCGUCAUGCGAUGAGUGGUAA
Messenger RNA from Protopolystoma xenopodis, 936 nucleotides. NCBI's taxonomy places the organism in Eukaryota, Metazoa, Platyhelminthes, Monogenea, Polystomatidea, Polystomatidae. The record is from the annotation of a GenBank genome assembly.